Messenger RNA from Galeopterus variegatus (Sunda flying lemur), 3003 nucleotides. It is a transcript of the gene PUS7, whose product is annotated as pseudouridylate synthase 7 (putative). Lineage: Eukaryota; Metazoa; Chordata; Mammalia; Dermoptera; Cynocephalidae. The record is from RefSeq and is a predicted model, not a curated record. Gene Ontology annotation, cellular component: nucleus. The transcript has 15 exons. The coding region runs from base 25 to 2025 and encodes 666 amino acids. Gene Ontology annotation, molecular function: RNA binding; pseudouridine synthase activity. Gene Ontology annotation, biological process: pseudouridine synthesis.
AAAUGUUUUGUUGGAGACUUAAAGAUGGAGAUGACAGGAAUGACUGGUGUGUCGCUGAAACGUGGGUCCCUCGUUGUUGAAGAUAAUGAUAACGGAGCCCCAGCUGAGGAGACAAAAAGACAGAAGGUCUCUGUAUGUUGUCUGACCCAAGGUCAGGACAGGCUAGAGAAUGACUCUCUACCCAGCAUUGAAAACGUGCUUGGGCUGCCCGAAGCUGUAAGUGCCCGGAAAGGUAAAGAGAAUUCUGAUGCUCAGUUGGGAGGAGAAGAGGAGGAGGAGGAGGAGGAGGAAGACGGCCUUUCAGAGGAGGAGGAGGAGGAGGAGGAAGAAGCAGAGAGUUUUGCAGACAUGAUGAAGCAUGGACUCACUGAAGUUGAUGUAGGCAUUACCAAGUUUGUAAGUUCUCAUCAAGGAUUCUCAGGAAUCUUAAAAGAAAGAUACUCUGACUUCGUUGUUCAUGAAAUAGGAAAAGAUGGACAGAUCAGCCAUUUGGAUGACUUGUCUGUUCCAGUGGAUGAGGAGGACCCUUCUGAAGAUGCAUUUACGGUUUUGACAGCUGAAGAAAAGCAGCAAUUGGAAGAGCUCCAGCUUUUUAAAAAUAAGGAAACUAGUGUUGCCAUCGAGGUUAUUGAAGACACCAAAGAGAGAAGAACCGUCAUCCAUCAAGCUAUUAAAUCUUUGUUUCCAGGAUUAGAGACAAAAACAGAGGAUAGAGAGGGGAAGAAAUACAUUGUAGCCUACCAUGCAGCUGGAAAAAAGGCUUUGGCAAAUCCAAGAAAACAUUCUUGGCCAAGAUCUAGGGGAAGUUACUGCCACUUCGUUCUAUACAAGGAAAACAAAGACACCAUGGAUGCUAUUAAUGUACUAUCCAAAUAUUUAAGAGUCAAGCCAAAUAUAUUCUCCUACAUGGGAACCAAAGAUAAAAGGGCUAUAACAGUUCAAGAGAUUGCUGUUCUCAAAGUAACUGCACAAAGACUUGCCCACCUGAAUAAGUGCUUGAUGAACUUCAAGCUAGGGAAUUUCAGCUAUCAGAAAAACCCUCUGAAAUUGGGAGAGCUUCAAGGAAAUCACUUCACUGUUGUUCUCAGAAAUAUAACAGGAACUGAUGACCAAGUACAACAAGCCAUGAACUCUCUCAAGGAGAUUGGAUUUAUUAACUACUAUGGAAUGCAAAGAUUUGGAACUACAUCUGUCCCUACAUAUCAAGUCGGAAGAGCUAUUCUACAAAAUUCCUGGACAGAAGUCAUGGAUUUAAUAUUGAAACCCCGUUCUGGAGCUGAAAAGGGGUACUUGGUUAAAUGCAGGGAAGAAUGGGCGAAGACCAAAGACCCAGCUGCUGCCCUCAGAAAACUACCUGUCAAAAGGUGUGUGGAAGGGCAGCUGCUUCGAGGACUUUCAAAAUAUGGAAUGAAGAAUAUAGUCUCUGCAUUUGGCAUAAUACCAAGAAAUAAUCGCUUAAUGUAUAUUCAUAGCUAUCAAAGCUAUGUGUGGAAUAACAUGGUGAGCAAGAGGAUAGAAGACUAUGGACUGAAACCUGUUCCAGGAGACCUGGUUCUCAAAGGAGCCACAGCCGCCUAUAUUGAAGAAGAAGAUGUUAAUAAUUACUCCAUCCAUGAUGUGGUAAUGCCCUUGCCUGGUUUUGAUGUUAUCUACCCAAAGCAUAAAAUUAGUGAAGCCUACAGGGAAAUGCUCACAGCAGACAAUCUUGAUAUUGACAACAUGAGACACAAAAUUCGAGAUUAUUCCUUAUCAGGGGCCUACCGAAAGAUUAUUAUUCGUCCUCAAAAUGUCAGCUGGGAAGUCGUCGCAUAUGAUGAUCCUAAAAUUCCACUUUUCAACACAGAUUUGGACAACCUAGAAGGGAAACCCCCACCAGUUUUUGUUUCUGAAGGCAAAUACAGGGCUCUGAAAAUGGAUUUUUCUCUUCCUCCUUCCACAUAUGCUACCAUGGCCAUUCGAGAAGUGCUAAAGAUGGAUACCAGCAUCAAGAACCAGACCCAGCUGAAUACAACCUGGCUCCGCUGAGCAGUACCUUGUCCACAGAUUAGAAAGUGCACACAAGUGUUUGCUUCUCAGCUUUCUGUUCAUUUUCCUCUUAGUACAGGCAGACCCAGAUGUGGAUUUUGCAUCUUUGUAGUAAAUGAUUAUUUGUAUUUUUUUACAUUUUUAUUAGCUUCCAGAAAUAAUUUGCAAUAUUUCUACACUUAACACAAAUCCUGAGGAUCCUAAUUUUAGCUCGGAGAAUGUAAAUUGGUCUGAAUAUACUUCAGGUGCUUAAAUCAUGGUAAAAUGUCAGCUUUACCAGCUUUAUGACAGUAAAAAAGGACUUUGGUUUUAAGUAGAGUUUUAGGUUUUGCUACAUUUUUGAAGGACAACAGGAAUUUUUAACACAUCCAUGAAUGGAGGACAGAACAAUGCAUUUUAAGAACAAACACAACACAAAUCUUGAUUAUAGAUAAGUAGUUUGAGAGCCCUACCUGUGAAUAUAAGUAUAAUACUCAUGCCGAUUUAAAUGCUAAUAAAACGUCUAGGAGUUUAUAAACACAAAAGUGAUUGUCAUUAUCCAGCUCAUGUACCAGAUUCAGGUAAGCAUUAUAGACUUUUUAGUUGCAGUGGCUUUUACAUUUAUAUUAUCAAUGCCUUGCUGGAGAGUUGCAUUGAUAAGGCUUUUUUUCUUGAUGUAAACAUGUGCAGCGGUUUUUAUUAGUAAAGGUCUAAUUUUUAAUCUAGGUGCCUUUUAUGUUCAGAACGCUUUCCACUGGCCUCGUAUUUGCUUAAAAAUAAAUAAUGGCAGAGAAGAAAACUUUAACAAUUUACAAGGGCUUCUAUCAGCAGUGUUUACUUUUUGUCACCAACAGCUUAGAUAUGUUCUUUUCUGUCAUUACAUAAAACUUUGGUGGGAAAGGAUAAAUUUGCCUUUCCGAAGUUGUGUAAUGUAAUUGUACGAAUUUUUAUUUUCUAUCAUUUCUAGAACCAAAUGUAAUAAAUACUUUUUAAAACUCC